CUGUGUGCGGGUGAGAAAUCUUUGCUGCAGCGAGGACCGGAGUCCCCCGCGCGCAACCCAGUGGCAGAAGAGGGCGAGGCUGAGAGAAAAGCAGGGCUGAAGGAGAGGGAGGCAGCCGGUCCUCCCCGAGAGUCUGCAAGAAUGCGGCAGGGGGCCGGGGACAUGGGGAGACACUAACUCCCGAGGCCCUGCUCGGGGCUUGAGGACCCGGCCCGCGGGCGAAUUUCCUGCCAAGUGCAUCGCAGAAGAGGAGGCGCCUGGAAAGCAAAGAGAGGGACGCUGGGGGUGUCCAUCCCCCGGAAUAGGACCCCCUGCGAACGCGGGAACAGCAGAGGCGGGAGUCGCGCCAUAGCCUUCAAUGCCUCUCUGAACAGCCUUUAGGAAGAGUGCGAGAGAAAGAGAGCGCGCGCCAGGGAGAGGAGAAAAGAAGAUGAGGAUUAUUUGCAGACAGAUUGUCUUGUUAUUUUCCGGAUUUUGGGGACUCGCCAUGGGAGCCUUUCCGAGCAGCGUGCAAAUAGGUGGUCUCUUCAUUCGAAACACUGAUCAGGAAUACACUGCUUUUCGGUUAGCAAUUUUUCUUCAUAACACCAGCCCCAAUGCGUCAGAAGCUCCUUUUAAUUUGGUACCUCAUGUGGACAACAUCGAGACAGCCAACAGUUUUGCUGUAACAAAUGCCUUCUGUUCCCAGUAUUCUAGAGGAGUGUUUGCCAUUUUUGGACUCUAUGAUAAGAGGUCAGUGCAUACUUUGACCUCAUUCUGCAGCGCCUUACACAUCUCCCUCAUCACACCAAGUUUCCCCACGGAGGGGGAGAGCCAGUUUGUGCUGCAGCUAAGGCCUUCCUUACGAGGAGCACUCUUGAGUUUGCUGGAUCACUAUGAAUGGAAUUGUUUUGUCUUCCUGUAUGACACAGACAGAGGAUACUCAAUACUUCAAGCUAUUAUGGAAAAAGCAGGACAAAAUGGUUGGCAUGUCAGCGCUAUAUGUGUGGAAAAUUUUAAUGACGUCAGCUAUAGGCAACUUCUAGAAGAACUUGAUAGACGACAAGAGAAGAAAUUUGUCAUAGACUGUGAGAUAGAGAGGCUUCAAAACAUAUUAGAACAGAUUGUGAGUGUUGGAAAGCAUGUUAAAGGCUACCAUUAUAUCAUUGCAAACUUGGGAUUCAAGGAUAUUUCCCUUGAGAGGUUUAUACAUGGUGGAGCCAAUGUGACAGGAUUCCAGCUGGUAGAUUUUAAUACACCUAUGGUAACCAAACUCAUGGAUCGCUGGAAGAAACUAGAUCAGAGAGAAUAUCCAGGAUCUGAGACACCUCCCAAGUACACAUCUGCUCUGACUUACGAUGGUGUCCUUGUGAUGGCUGAAACAUUCCGAAAUCUCAGAAGACAAAAAAUUGACAUUUCUAGGAGGGGAAAUGCUGGGGAUUGUCUAGCAAAUCCUGCUGCUCCAUGGGGCCAGGGGAUUGACAUGGAGAGGACGCUCAAACAGGUUCAAAUUCAAGGACUGACAGGGAAUGUUCAGUUUGACCACUAUGGACGUAGGGUCAAUUACACAAUGGAUGUGUUUGAGCUAAAGAGCACAGGACCUAGAAAGGUUGGUUACUGGAAUGAUAUGGAUAAAUUAGUGUUGAUUCAAGACGUACCCACUCUUGGCAAUGACACCGCAGCCAUUGAGAACAGAACGGUUGUUGUAACUACUAUUAUGGAAUCCCCAUAUGUUAUGUACAAGAAAAAUCACGAAAUGUUUGAAGGAAAUGACAAGUAUGAAGGAUACUGUGUAGAUUUGGCAUCUGAAAUUGCAAAACAUAUUGGUAUCAAGUAUAAAAUUGCCAUUGUCCCUGAUGGAAAAUAUGGAGCAAGGGAUGCAGACACAAAAAUCUGGAAUGGGAUGGUAGGAGAACUUGUUUAUGGGAAAGCAGAGAUUGCUAUUGCCCCUCUGACAAUCACUUUGGUCCGAGAAGAGGUCAUUGACUUCUCCAAGCCCUUCAUGAGUUUGGGCAUAUCUAUUAUGAUCAAAAAGCCUCAGAAAUCUAAACCAGGAGUGUUUUCCUUCUUGGAUCCUCUGGCCUAUGAGAUUUGGAUGUGCAUAGUCUUUGCCUACAUUGGUGUCAGCGUGGUCUUGUUUCUAGUUAGUAGGUUUAGUCCAUAUGAGUGGCACACGGAAGAGCCAGAAGAUGGAAAGGAAGGACCCAGUGACCAGCCUCCCAAUGAGUUUGGCAUCUUCAACAGCCUCUGGUUUUCCCUGGGUGCUUUUAUGCAACAAGGAUGUGACAUUUCACCCAGAUCCCUUUCAGGUCGAAUUGUUGGAGGUGUUUGGUGGUUCUUUACGCUCAUCAUUAUAUCAUCUUAUACUGCUAACCUCGCUGCUUUCCUGACGGUUGAGAGAAUGGUCUCGCCCAUAGAAAGUGCGGAAGACCUGGCCAAACAAACAGAAAUUGCCUAUGGAACAUUGGAUUCAGGGUCAACAAAAGAAUUCUUCAGAAGAUCAAAAAUAGCAGUGUACGAAAAGAUGUGGACCUACAUGCGAUCAGCAGAACCGUCAGUGUUCACUAGGACUACGGCUGAGGGAGUGGCCCGCGUCCGGAAGUCCAAGGGCAAGUUCGCCUUCCUGCUGGAGUCCACCAUGAACGAGUACAUUGAGCAGCGGAAGCCCUGCGACACCAUGAAAGUGGGAGGAAACCUGGAUUCCAAGGGCUACGGAGUAGCCACCCCCAAGGGCUCCUCAUUAAGAACUCCUGUAAACCUUGCCGUUUUGAAACUCAGUGAGGCAGGCGUCUUAGACAAGCUGAAAAACAAAUGGUGGUACGAUAAAGGUGAAUGUGGACCCAAGGACUCUGGAAGCAAGGACAAGACGAGUGCCUUGAGCCUGAGCAACGUAGCAGGCGUCUUCUACAUUCUGGUUGGCGGCUUGGGCUUGGCCAUGCUGGUGGCUUUGAUAGAGUUCUGUUACAAGUCCAGGGCAGAAGCAAAGAGAAUGAAGCUGACCUUUUCUGAAGCCAUAAGAAACAAAGCCAGAUUGUCCAUCACUGGGAGUGUGGGUGAAAACGGCCGCGUCUUGACCCCCGACUGCCCAAAGGCUGUCCACACCGGAACUGCAAUUAGACAAAGUUCAGGAUUGGCUGUCAUUGCAUCGGACCUACCAUAAAAACCAAAAAAAUAAUUGAGUGCCUUAAUUAAACUGUGUUGGUGACUGAUGGAAACGCAGCCCAGAGAGACACGCCAAGCGCAGGUCUUUGAUAACCGGUCCACCGGCUGAGAGCGGGAAGCCACGGCCCCAGGCGCCGGACAUCAGCCCCAGCGAAGUGUGCAUGAGCUCAGCUCGGAAACCCAAACUCAGAUUUUCUAUCAGGAAAACUCACAAU
Camelus dromedarius (Arabian camel) is the source of this 3356-nucleotide messenger RNA. RefSeq names its product glutamate ionotropic receptor AMPA type subunit 4 (gene GRIA4). The record is from RefSeq and is a predicted model, not a curated record. Gene Ontology annotation, molecular function: transmitter-gated monoatomic ion channel activity involved in regulation of postsynaptic membrane potential; AMPA glutamate receptor activity. The transcript is spliced from 17 exons. Gene Ontology annotation, biological process: modulation of chemical synaptic transmission; synaptic transmission, glutamatergic; monoatomic ion transport. Lineage: Eukaryota; Metazoa; Chordata; Mammalia; Artiodactyla; Camelidae. Bases 431 to 3139 code for a protein of 902 amino acids. Gene Ontology annotation, cellular component: dendritic spine; postsynaptic density membrane; AMPA glutamate receptor complex.